This is a messenger RNA of Pelodiscus sinensis (Chinese soft-shelled turtle), 2289 nucleotides long. The record is from RefSeq and is a predicted model, not a curated record. NCBI's taxonomy places the organism in Eukaryota, Metazoa, Chordata, Testudines, Trionychidae.
CCCUCGCAUAUGCUGCCUUCCUGGCCCCCCAUCCAUGCCCCCACUUCCCCAUCCAGGGCUCCGUUUGUCCCCCUUCAUUUGAGCAAGUCUUUUGUGAAAAUGGAUUGUUGUAUGUUUGCUCAAAUCACUUUUUGCAGCCUCCCCCGCCCCAGCCAGUGAGCCAGUCAGCUGCCCUGCUGAAAAGCGAUCAUAACAAGCAUGCAAAUAUCCCUUUUCAUGGGAAUAGACUGAGCAGCUAGCAAGCCUUCAGAAAGAAAGCCACCCACCAACGAAACAAAAGCGUGAUGGACUCCGUGAUGAAGCUGCAGAGGGUGCAGUUGAAAUGCAAGAACCUGCACGAGUUCCUGCGGGGGCUGAGCCCGGGGAUCCUGGAUCGACUCUACAACCAUCCCGCCACCUGCCUGGCUGUGUUCCGCGAGCUGCCGGGAUUGGCUAAGAACUACGUGAUGCGGAUGCUCUUCCUGGAGCAGCCCCUCCCCCAGGCGGCUGUGGCCUUGUGGGUAAAGAAGGAACAUGGAGCAGGACGCGGGUGGCAGGAGGAGAGCUGGGAGCUCUUGCUGGGGCUGCGGCUCUGGCACACCCAGCUGCUCCCGGGGGGCCUGCAGGGGCUGGUGCUGAACCCCAUCUUCAAGGAGAACCUGCGCGUCGCCUUGCUGGGCGGGUGAGAGGCCGGGGCCGGAGGUGAUCCUGCAUUUCAUGGUGGGCUCCCCCAGCGCCGCUGUCAGCCAGGAUCUAGCCCAGCUCCCACCUGUCCGUGUGUCCGUCUCCCGCUGGCCCAGGUGAUCCUGCAUUUCAUGGUGGGCUCCCCCAGCGCCGCUGUCAGCCAGGAUCUAGCCCAGCUCCUCAUCCAAGCCGGGCUGAUGAAGAGCAGUGAACCCGGAGAGCCCCCCUGCAUCACCUCCGGGGACACGUCCUCCCAGCUCUGGUACUUCAUGCUGCAGUAUCUGCAGUCCGCCGAGACCCGAGGCAUGGACCUAGUAGAGAUCCUGUCCUUCCUCUUCCAGCUCAGCUUCUCCUCCCUGGGCAAGGAUUACUCGGUGGAGGGAAUGAGCGACUCGCUGCUCAAUUUUCUUCAACACCUUCGGGAGUUUGGUCUGGUCUUCCAGAGAAAGGUAUGUGGAGGGGGAGGGAGACAGAUUAUUCACUUCCUACGGACCCGAGCGCACCCUGUGAUGCUGAGACAGACCCCGGUGCUGCCUCCAACCAUCACGGAUCAGAUCCGGCUCUGGGAGAUGGAGCGCGACCGGCUGCGCUUCUCCGAGGGCGUGCUGUACAACCAGUUCCUGUCCCAGGUGGACUUCGAGCUGUUGCGGAACCACGCCCGGGACCUGGGCGUGCUGGUCUUCGAAAACCCGGCCAAGCGCCUCAUGGUGGUGACCCCUGCCGGGCACUCUGACGUCAAGCGUUUUUGGAAGAGGCAGAAGCAGAGCUCCUGAAGGGGACCCCCCCCUCUGAUGCGGGGGGAGGGGGAGACGCCCCUGCUGUGCUGCGUGCCCGGCCGUUACGCAGCAAAGUUCAGUGGAUCUGCGGCAGGAGUUAAAUCGCAGCAACUCACCCUGCCUGUCAUCCCCCAAAUUGGGCACCUCAUUGGCAGAUCUCUGUGCCCCUGCCUUGCCAGCAGCCAAGAGGUUACACGAUGGAGCUCCCCCUUUUCUUACCCUUGCGGGGGGGGGGCACUGAAUGGUCACCUUUGAACCCAUGGCUGUGGGGUGGGAUGCACCUUCCAAGGUGCGACUGAGGCCUGCAAGUUGUACCCUUUGGGGGGGGGGGGGCCGGUAUCCUCAAAUGGUCCAGGACUGGGUUACAUGCCCCAUAACCCUUCAGCUCAUGCCACUGGGGGGAGGAGGGGAGGCGGCUUUCCAGCUGCCAGAGGAAGAGUCCCUGGGGAUCUUUCUCCUCUCUGGGGGGGCGCCAGCUCCUAUCUUGCCUUAGGACGGGACUGAGACAGGCUGGCCCUGCUUUGUCACAAUGAGCGUCAACCAGCAACCCCACUGGCGUGAAUGCAGCAGUUUCCCUCUCAUCUGGUGCAAAUCAGGAGUAGCCAAACUGAAGUCACUCCCCGCACGGAAUUGGAGUGACCCUGUUCACACGGGCCGAAUGGGUCCCGGUCCAGCCCUGGCUCUUGUCGCCGUCGAUGGGCUGAUCUGGAUUGACACCACGCUCAGCAUCUGGCGCUGGCUCUACAGGUGUCUCCAUGGCUGUACAGCCGGGAGUGGACAGGAGAAUCCAGCCCACUACUUGUAAAUAGGUUUUUCUAGCUGUGAAGACGAAUAAAGCUCCCCUGUGAAA